AUGGAUUUUUCAUUAUCAAAUUUAUUUAUUAUUCUUUUCAUUAUAUUAAUUGAUUAUUCAUUAUUUAUUAAUACAUAUGAUUUUCAAUGUUUAACAUGUGACAAUUUUAUUGAUGGACCUGGUUGUGGUGAAUUUACACGAGAAAUACCUGUAAGAACAUGUCAAACAUAUUGUUAUUUUGCUAUUAUUUAUAAUCAUUCAUUAUCAUUAUCAAUACAUCAACGUGAAACAUCUUCAAAUAUAUUAUUAAGAGCUGUACGUGAUUGUUCACCUUAUGAAGAUAUGUCAAUUGAAGGAAAUUUAUUACUUGAAUCAAAAAUUGGUACAUCAUCUAUUAAUAUAAUAACGCUUAAACGUUGCAACAGUGAACAAUGUAAUAAUGAUUUUUAUUUAAAAUCUGAUGAAUUUCUUUUCGGUAGAAGUUCAUCAUAUCGGCAAAUAUCAUUUCCAAUUUUGUUUUUUUCUUUUGUGAUUAUUUUUUAUUAA
Messenger RNA from Rotaria sordida, 486 nucleotides. The record is from the annotation of a GenBank genome assembly. Lineage: Eukaryota; Metazoa; Rotifera; Eurotatoria; Philodinida; Philodinidae.